Molecule: messenger RNA, 879 nt
Organism: Symbiodinium natans
Lineage: Eukaryota; Dinophyceae; Suessiales; Symbiodiniaceae
Source: the annotation of a GenBank genome assembly
AUGGUUGCUACUGGUACUACCAAGAAGGUCUCCUUGCGCACCUUGCACGACUUGCCGGUUUGCGCGCAGCAGUUCUUGUACCAGGGCCGGCGCUUGAAUGAUGACGCCAAGCUGGAAGAAUCAUGGGACUUACAGUUGGUCAUGCAGUCGCUCGCGACCGCAGACCAGCGGUGGUGGGCUGGCUACGAGCUGGCCGUCUACGCUUGCGUGCACGGCCGCGUGGGCGUGGCGCGCUGCCUGCUCGAACUCCGAGCUGACAAGAACUACCGCCAUGAAGAGGGAGACACGCCGCUGAUACUUGCAACAAGAAACGGACAUGCUGAGCUGGCACGGUUUCUGGUGGAUCAGGGUGCGGACACGCAGAUGACAAACCAUCGGAAGCAGACAGCCCUCUUCUUCGCAUGCACAGAGGGCCAUGCUGAAAUCGUGAAAGUGCUCGUGAGAGUCGGCCCUCCCAGUGCUGCCGACCAGGGAUUCUUUGGGGAUGAGGCUGACAAUUCCCCGUUAGCCUGGGCCGCCGGAAAAGGCCAUGCGCACGUCGUGCGAAUGCUGCUCGAAGAUGGUGGUGGUGGUCAGGUGUUGGAGGGGGCCCUCAGCGCAGCGUGCGCAGAUGGGCACAUUGAGAUUGCGCGCCUCCUGCUGAGCGCCGGCGCGGACAAGGACUCCAGGGGUCGUUUUGGCGACACGCCGAUCAUACUAGCAGCUCGGUACGGCUACAGUGACGUUGUCCGCUUGCUCUUGGAAGCCAAUGCCGACCCGAAGCCGCGGGAUGUCUUUGGCCAGACGGCUCUCGACUACGCCGUUGAGAAGGGGCACAUUGAGACUCAGGAAGUCCUAUCACCAGGUUCCCGUCCGCCCCCACCACCGCCUCCACCUUGA